Messenger RNA from Raphanus sativus (radish), 1036 nucleotides. Its product is annotated as protein TRANSPARENT TESTA 1. Lineage: Eukaryota; Viridiplantae; Streptophyta; Magnoliopsida; Brassicales; Brassicaceae. The transcript is spliced from 2 exons. The record is from RefSeq and is a predicted model, not a curated record. Gene Ontology annotation, molecular function: DNA-binding transcription factor activity. Gene Ontology annotation, biological process: regulation of gene expression; anatomical structure development. Gene Ontology annotation, cellular component: nucleus. The coding region runs from base 99 to 962 and encodes 287 amino acids.
UUAUAUAUCUAGUCGAAAGUUAAAAAGAAAAAACGAGAUCUAUAAACAAACAUUCCCAAAUGUUUUCAUAACUCUCAAACCACUGUUCACCACAUUCAAUGGAAUACGAGAUCUGUUCAAGCUCUUCUUCUGAAAAUCAUAGAGACCACUUCCAAUUCCUGGAUCUCUUUCCUAACCUCACCCCAAACCCUAAUAACAACAAUACCCUAAUCGAACCUUUACCGCUUAUCGAUAGGAUCAACUUAAACUCGAACCUAAACCUAAAACCUAGGCCGUCGUAUGUUGGCGAAGGAGAUGACGAGGGAGAAGAUGAAGAGGACGUUAUAGUGGACGUGAGCUUACACAUAGGUCUUCCUGAUUCCGGUAAUUCAAGUAAUGGGAAAGAGAUCGUCACUUAUGAUGCCGGAAAAGACAUCGAAAAUGCAGUUUCCGGCCAGGCAUAUUGGAUUCCGACGUUGGAGCAAAUUAUAAUCGGCUUCACCCAUUUUUCUUGCCAUGUAUGCUUCAAGACAUUCAAUCGCUACAACAAUCUUCAGAUGCACAUGUGGGGCCACGGUUCACAAUAUAGGAAAGGACCAGAGUCACUGAAAGGGACUCAGCCAAGAGCCAUGCUGGGCAUCCCUUGUUACUGCUGCGUUGAAGGGUGCAGGAACCACAUCGAUCAUCCUCGGUCCAAGCCACUAAAAGACUUCCGAACGCUCCAAACGCACUAUAAGCGCAAACACGGUCAAAAGUCGUAUGCGUGUCGCAUUUGCGGUAAGCUCUUGGCAGUUAAGGGAGAUUGGCGAACUCACGAGAAGAACUGUGGGAAACGGUGGGUUUGUGUUUGCGGUUCCGAUUUUAAACACAAACGCUCCCUUAAAGACCAUGUUAAGGCUUUUGGACCUGGUCAUGGGUCUUAUCCGACCGGUUUGUUUGAUGCGCACGCCUCAUAUUCUUCUGUCUCGGAAACGCUCUUUUAAAAUUUGUGCAGUGAUCAUCUUUUGACUUGUGUGAACCAUUUAUUACUAGUAUGUGGUAUCUCUGUUUGAUUCGA